AUGCGGCCCCAUGAUGAUGGUGAUGGUGGCGAGCUUCAGCCGUUCACGAUUGGCGUUGCUGACAGUAAUGAUGACAGCAGGAGCGCCUUUGUUGUGGGCGCAGGUGACAGUGGCAUUGCAGGUGGAGGCAGUCGUGAUGGUGGUGAUGAUGGUGGCAACAAGGGUGGCGAUGACAACAAUGGUGCUGGUGCUGGAUCGAAUGCCCAACAGCAACGGCAGCGGUGGUGGCAGCGUCUCACCUUUGAUAAUGACGACGACGAUGAUGGUGAGGGUGGUGAUGGUAGUGACGACGACGACGACGACGAUGACGAUGACGAUGAUGAUGAUGAUGGUGAUGGUGAUGAUGAUGAUGAUGAUGAUGAUGAUGAUGGUGAUGAUGGUGAUGGUGAUGAUGAUGAUGAUGAUGACACUGCUGCUGCGAUUGCUGCGUAUGAGAACGCCUUCUUUGUGGACACACACGGGAGCGGCGACAUCAGCCAGUACGAGACGUCAUCAUCGGAUGGGGACGACAACGAAGACAGCGGUGCGUUGCGUAAAAGUUUAUGA
Salpingoeca rosetta is the source of this 546-nucleotide messenger RNA. RefSeq lists its product as uncharacterized. The transcript has 2 exons. The coding region runs from base 1 to 546 and encodes 181 amino acids. The record is from RefSeq and is a predicted model, not a curated record. Lineage: Eukaryota; Choanoflagellata; Craspedida; Salpingoecidae.